CAGCUGGGUAGAGAUGUAAACAUUGAAGUACUAUCAGUCGAAGCUCUUUCACUUCAUUCAAAUAAAGAUAGGUCCAUUUGCCGGAUUGACACAAGACAGCGAAGAUGGCUGCGUCAGCAACCCCAGUCUGUGAAACAACGGAAAUAUUCAACAUAAUCGGAAGUUUUGGAAAAUGGCAAAAAAUAGUAUUCGCCAUCUUUUUCUGUGUCAACACAGUAGGCAUUUUCCAAAACUUCGCAAUGACAUUCUUGGCACCAAACAUGGAUUUCUGGUGCAUAGAACCUGCUGUGAAUUAUUCCUGGACAUUAAAUUCAACAAACUUGCCAGGCUUUAACAGAGAAGAUCAGUGCUAUGUUUCUGUGUCCAACAAUUCAAGUACAACAAGAAUGAACUCUGAUGAAUUGAAUCUAAACCAUACUAUCAAGUGCACGAAGUGGGAAUAUGAUACUUCGUAUUACUCGCACACAGUAGUCAGCGAAUGGGACUUGGUGUGCGACAGAGAGUGGUUGGUAUCUUUAUCCAAGUCCAUAUACAUGUUUGGAUUUUUGCUUUCUGUUUUCGUUUUUGGUCAGGUGUCCGAUUGCAUUGGAAGGUUCCCUACCAUCGUCAUUUCAUAUCUCGUCACAGUUGCGAGUUUACUACUCUCUCUUCUCUCUACUUCCUACUCGAUGUUCGCCAUUCUCAGGUUCUUUCAAGCUUUUGGGAGAACGGGUCUCACCACCGUCGGAUUUGUGCUCUUAAUGGAAAUCAUAGGAUCUGCUCAUCGGACUAAUGUAGGAAUGGCAAUUCAGCUCGGAUGGAGCACAGGUCUCUUCUUUUUAGCUGGCAUUGGUUUUUUUUUCCGACAUUGGUUUUGGUUCCAAGUUGCUAUUGCAGUUCCCAUUUUACCUCUUGCUAUCGGCUACAAAUACAUACCGGAAUCUCCUCGGUGGCUACUCAUGCAGAGAAAAUACAAGAAGCUGGAAAAAGUACUCGAAACCGCAGCAGUGAUGAAUAAAAAAGAAAUAAAAUGUGACAUGAAAGAUUUGAUUACUAAUAAGUUUGCAGUAUCGGCUGAAGGUGAGAAGGGAACAAGAAAAACUGUUCUUGAUAUCUUCAAGACACCGAAGAUGCGAAAUAGAGCGUUCAACAUGAUUUAUUUGUGGAUCGUCAAUGCCUUCCUGUACUAUGCUAUGGCUUUCAACACAAACGACUUAGCUGGAGACUCGUACUUGAAUUUUUUCGUCUCUGGUGCACUUGAGUUCCCUUCCUACGCCGUUACUUACAUAGGAGUACGCUAUUAUGGAAGGAGACCGUCUCUCGUUGGGCUUAUGCUAAUUGGAGGGGCAGCAUGUGGCGCUCAAAUUUUUGUGCCAGAAACUCUCUCUUGGUUGACGGUUACCUUUGCGAUGAUUGGUAGAUUUUGCAUCACCGGAUCUUUCGGAAUACUGUAUUUGUACACCACUGAGCUUUUCCCAACUGUGGUCCGGAAUGCUGCGAUAGGAACAUGUUCCAUGUUCGGGAGAAUUGGUUCUAUCGUAGCUCCUUUUAUGAGAGAACUGGGUAGAGCUACACACCCGUCUGUGCCUAGCGUCGUGUACGUUGUGCUUGCGUUUUCAAGUGGUCUGCUGGCACUCCUCUUGCCUGAGACAAAAGACAAACAAAUACCUGACACAAUCGAAGAGGGAGAGAAUUUCGGAGAGUAA
Molecule: messenger RNA, 1685 nt
Organism: Uloborus diversus
Lineage: Eukaryota; Metazoa; Arthropoda; Arachnida; Araneae; Uloboridae
Product: organic cation transporter protein-like
Exons: 10
Coding region: 105-1685 (526 amino acids)
Biological process (GO): transmembrane transport
Cellular component (GO): membrane
Molecular function (GO): transmembrane transporter activity
Source: RefSeq, a predicted model, not a curated record